Molecule: messenger RNA, 3844 nt
Organism: Gryllus bimaculatus (two-spotted cricket)
Lineage: Eukaryota; Metazoa; Arthropoda; Insecta; Orthoptera; Gryllidae
Source: the annotation of a GenBank genome assembly
GUUGGCUCACUCAUGGAACACGGAACUCUCUCCCACAAACACACUUGCAAAUGAGUCGAUUCCGUUGGUCGGAUCGAUAGGUGAAAUCGACAGGAACUGUACAAGUCAUGAUCAGAGAACACUGGUGAAAACCGAGAACGCUGAAAACGUAAACUUCAUGAAAUCAGCCGUUACUGUUUUGUUCCUUUUAUAAGGUGGAUUAUUCUUUGAGAAGAUGUCACGGUAUUCAGGUGCUUCUGACUACAAAGUGUAUGUUGGAGACUUGGGGCCCUCUGCUUCCAAGUUAGAGCUGGAGGAUGCGUUCUCCUACUACGGAACGCUGCGCAGCGUGUGGGUGGCGCGGAACCCGCCUGGCUUCGCCUUCGUGGAGUUCGAAGACCCCCGCGACGCCAGACGCGCGGUCCGCUGCCUAGACGGAAGGAACAUCUGUGGACGUCGCGUGCGCGUGGAGAUGUCCAACGGCGGGCAGGCGCCUCGGCGCGGCAUCCACCCGGAGGACCGCUGCUACGAGUGCGGCGACCGCGGCCACUACGCCCGCGACUGCAGGCGCGACCGAGCGCGCAGCGGCCGUCGCAGCCGCUCGGCGCGCUCCAACCGCUCGGCGCGCUCCAACCGGUCCCGCGCAGCGCGCUCCCGCACGUCGCGCGGCGCGCCCCGACGCAGCCCGUCUCGCAGCCGCUCCCGUUCCCGCUCGCGCAAGCCGCUCCCGCUCACACAGCCGCUCCGCAGCCGCUCCGCCGCGCAGGGCCGCCCGGACCAGCAGUUUACAUUUUUAUCUAUUAUUCAACAUAGUUUUGAUUUUUUAAAUAAAAAUUUGUUUAGGGAUCUUGAACAUAAAGAAAGUUACAUGGAAUGCCAAGUAAAAUAUAGGAGAGGACCCGAUCCCGCUCGCAUUCGCGAGCCCCACGUUCUGGAUCCAGCUCUAGCAGCAGAUCCCAUGCUUCUGAAAACAAAGCCAAUGAAGAAGGAGAAAAAAAGGACUGAAUGGAUUUCUCUUGCCAGCAUCACUUGUGUUUUUAUUCUUAGUAGCUAUUUCUUUUCAAUUCUGUGAAUGUAUCCACAAACCACGUAUUCAUGAUCCCAAGAACACAUUUGUUGUGUGGUUUUGUAUCUUUUUGUUUGUCUCGCAUUAUCCCAACAUGUGAUUGUGAGUUGACUGCCAAAAUACAAUUUUACUGGAAUUGUAAGAUUUUGGAGUGGAUGCGAUAUUUAAUGGUUUAUAUUAAUAAUUAUUAAUUCAGAUUAUAAUGAAAUUAGUUUGGGAUACAUUGAGCUGAACAAAUCGUUAUGACAUUGAAAACUAGAAUUGAUUCGAAAAUUAUUCAUAAAAUAUCUUGACAUAAUAAUAUGCAUUGAUUUCUUGUUUAAAAAAAAUUGGUAACAAUAUUUACAGAGGUACACGUCCUAUAGUCUCCUGCCAUUUUUUUCCUAUAUUUCUUCAAAAGGAGCAUAUUAAACAAUUCUGACAACAUAAAAUUGAUCUUCAAAAGUGACAAAUAGGCUCAUUUUUAGUAGGGAAUUCUGAAAAUAUGCAAUAUUAUGAAAAGUUUAUAAUUACCUCAUUUCUGUAAUAGUUUGAAAUAAUAGUGUUGAACAUUUGCCAUUCUGAUACUUAUUAGCGACAUGCCUAACAUUUUCCUACUUGGCAUCCAGUGGUUGUUUGUUUCUCUUAGACAUUGAUAAUUCCUCUCAAAUCAUGGCAUGUAUUUAAAGACCUUGACUCAAAAAUCUCUUUGGACAAAAUAAUUUGGACUUUUCAUAAACUUGCUUGUGAAUAUCUGAUUCUUUAAAAAUUUGAAAUUCCAAUUGAAGUGAGGCUUGAAACUUCCCUUAUUUGAACUUGUAAUCUUUGGUUUAUGAAGCUAAAACAAAAAAGAAAGAAAAAUUUUGAGUUUGGCCAAGCAAUAGUGGAAUAAGGACAUGUAAAAAAAAUUCAAUAAUAAUAAUAUAAUAAAAGAAUAUGGAAAAUUUUGUAUUCUUAUUUAUUUGAAACAUGAAAGUUUUUUUGAAAUAUCAUUUUGGAAGGAAAGGAAGUAAGGAAACAUUGACAAAACAGUAAUUAAUGUCAUUUUGGUUUAUUCUCAAACUAUUUCCUCUUUGUUUCUUGAAAGUACAUCUCUUCGCUUUGUGACAUUACAUCUCUUUGCUUAGCUCAGAUAGUGUCUUCUGUUGCCAUGAAAUGCAAAGUGCUGACCAUGGGACAUUUGCAAAUCUGAUAGAUGGUGAAAAGAUGAGAACUCUGCAUCUGCUGCUUCAGCAAUCUGCAAAAUAUUUCACUUUUGUUAUAAUGCAAUUUAAUGAUACUGAGAAGAGAGACAACAUACAUUGAAAUUACAUAAUUAAUUAAAACUAACAAAAGAAAAUCUGUUGCACAUGGAAAACCGCUAAAAUUUUUAACCCAUUUAUGCUCACAGAGUUGGUAAUGUCUCAAUGCAAAUGCAAGUGAUUACAGACACUAAAAAAUGUUUUCUUUUUUAUUUAUAUAUGAAUUAAAAAAGCUGGAUCUUUUUGUUUCCCCGGUAAAAAAAGAAACAAAACAAUGGGGCAAUGGGGCAAUUCUGGCUUCAGAUUUGGAUUCUGUUUCAAAAUAUCUAAAAAAUGUGUGUAGAGUCGAGUGUGACAACUUUUUUCCUGCGCAAUUAAGCAAUCUUUUGUUUAUAAAUUCAAUGCUUCACAGUUUCAAAACUAGUGAAAGUCACUCGUGAAUCUAGCUGCAAAAGGUACACACCACGAUAAAUAUUAUUGGCAUGCAAUAUCCUGUUUGGGUGUUUUUUUCGCUAAUAUUUACUGAUGUAAUAUAAUAAAACAUACAUCUAUUCAAUGGAAUAAAAAGGCUUUCUAAAAGUAAUAUGAAAAAUAUAUAAAUAAGUGGUAUAAAUAUGGGUGAGUUGUUAACGACCUUGAGAGCACUAGACAUAACAAACUACAUCAAAAGCGCAGUUUCGAGAAGAACUGGAGUGUGUGGAGUCGAAUAUUUUCAUUACUCUCCCAAUUGACAAUUGUGAAGAAGUGUCGGUCGGGGUUUCAAGUGAUAUGAUCCUGAUAGGCUUAGUUGCUGAUGGUUACAACGAAACUGAAAUAAAGAAAUAUUCAGAUUUGUACAUGCAACUGAUUAAACAAAGUUAGAAUGAAGUGAUAAAUUUGUCAAAUUGCAUCCCAUGAUUGAGAUACUCAAUGAAUAGUUUGAGAUAUUUCCCAGUUACAUUGUCCACUGAUGAAUCAAUGAUCCCAUUUUCUGAUAAAAAUGUAAACAGUUUAUAUUUCGGGAAGCCUAUAUGCUUUGGCUUCAAGAGUGGGUUCUUUCAUCAUCUUCAGGAUAGUGUUAAUUUUGACAUUUACUGAGGCCAGAGAAGGUGUGGAUUGAAAAGUAUCUGUUGCAAAAGUAGGGCUGGGUGAAUCUCUUGUUUUGCAAUUUGCUCAGAUCUUGCAGAAACAAGUUUCAGGAUAUGAAAUUUUCUCUCUUUUAUGAUAAUUUCUUUGCAAGUCCUGUUCUCAUUAAGUAGGGGAUGUAGGGUUGAGGGGCAUAAGUGCUGUGAGGUCAAUAGGAUGGAAAAAUGUCCUGGUGGAUCCAAAAGUAUUGAAAAAGAAAAAUAAGAGGAUCAUACAAUAGUGCAAUUGAUUGACCGUAAUGGCAUUGUCUGUAGAAUGACAGUAAUGCAUCUGCAUUAUCCAGUUUGGUGUAUUUCCUGUCCUAAAAGCUACAAUAUAUUCAGUAAAAGAUAAUAUUCCCCAACUAAACAUAGUAAAUAAUAAUAAAAAUAUGGGGGGGAGUAAAUCAAACGAACUCUGUAUCAAAUUGGAUUUCGAGGUAUGAAAUGGUGCAUGCCGAAUCUGUCUUGGUGGG